This is a messenger RNA of Abrus precatorius (Indian licorice), 2227 nucleotides long. RefSeq names its product AMSH-like ubiquitin thioesterase 1. Gene Ontology annotation, cellular component: endosome; membrane. Lineage: Eukaryota; Viridiplantae; Streptophyta; Magnoliopsida; Fabales; Fabaceae. Gene Ontology annotation, molecular function: K63-linked deubiquitinase activity; protein binding; metal-dependent deubiquitinase activity. The coding region runs from base 273 to 1805 and encodes 510 amino acids. Gene Ontology annotation, biological process: protein K48-linked deubiquitination; protein K63-linked deubiquitination. The transcript is spliced from 14 exons. The record is from RefSeq and is a predicted model, not a curated record.
GAUGCAAUGUAACAACUAACAUGCUCUCUCAUCAAACAAAAACGACGAAAAAGACAAUAAUUAAGAGGCGUUGCCAAUUUUGCCCUCGCCAGAAACCGAAAUGACAUGGCAUCCACUGAUGAUGAUCUGAUCUGUGUGCCGAAGCCGCCAUUGACGACGAAUCAGUCAUCAGCGAAUCUAAACUGAGAGUGGAGUGGUGGAGCUGGGUCAACAGUGAAACGCAUAGAAUCACCGUCACCAUCACCAUAUUCGUUUUCUGAAAGAAGAAAAAGAUGAGGUCUUCUUCGGAGACCAUCAACAUCGCUGCGAUUACACAGAAACUUGAUGUUGAUAAUCGAAUUGCUCUCCGUUUCUACUUCAGGAUCGCCGAUAAUAUCCUCAAACAGGCUGAUAUCUUUCGUGCAGAGAAAAAUUUUGUUGAUCUAUAUAUCAUGCUCCUAAGAUUUUCUAGUUUGGUCUCUGAGACAAUACCAGGUCACCGAGAUUAUAGAACUUCUCCACGAAACAAGAAAGAAGCUUUGAGAAAGAAAUUGUUAAAUUCUGUGAAUGAGCUGGAGAAGUUGAAACCACUGGUACAACAGAAGAUCAAUGAGUUUAACAGCAGGCGAGCAUUUCAACGCAAUGGGUGGGAAAAAUGUCAUUCAAAUAAUUUGAUGGACUUUUCUCCAGUGAAAAAGCAAACUUUUGUUAGUUAUAAUCAAAUAAAGGCUGUUAGACCAACCACUGGAGGGUUUCUCUACCAAGGAUCAAGGGGCCCGCAGUUUUCUUGUGGAAGGCCUGUGGAAGAGAAUAUGAGGAGACUAUCUCUAACUCUCCCACGCCCAAAGGAGGAAACUCUCUCCAGACAUUCUAUUUUAGGUCCCAAUGGGCUCAAAGGGCAGUGGCAACCGCCUUCAAGUGUUAAAGGGGUCAGCUAUCCAACCAUCGCAGAUUUGUCUCCAGUUGAAAUUCCAAGUGUUCAACAGCCCUUGGAAGAUGGAUCUCUGAAUAAAAAAGAUAAUAGCAUUUCAGAACAUGGAUCAGAUUUAGAAUCAAUUCUUACCCAGAGUGAGGAGGACUGCCAGGCCCAGCAUGCUGAUGAAGCUCCUUCUCUUAUCUCUUUUGAAACAACAGAAAUUCCUUCUCAAAUAGAGGUUAUCAGACAGCCUUCACCUCCACCUGUACUUGCUGAAGUACAAGAUUUGGUUCCUGCAGUGUCACCUCAUGUUAAUGAGGAUGGAUGUAAGACAGAGAUACCAGCAUCGGAUAGUUUUAUUCGUUCUGAGUCUCCUCUGCAACUACACAUUUCAACUGCUAUGAUGGAGAGUUUUAUGAAGCUUGCCAAGUCAAAUACUGACAAAAAUUUGGAGACUUGUGGGAUCCUUGCAGGUUUACUUAAAAACAGAAAGUUUUAUAUUACAGCUCUAAUAAUCCCAAAGCAGGAGUCAACAUCAAGUUCGUGUCAAGCUACAAAUGAAGAGGAAAUAUUUGAAGUACAGGAUAAGCAAUCUCUUUUCCCUCUUGGGUGGAUCCAUACACAUCCUACACAAUCUUGUUUCAUGUCAUCAAUUGAUCUACACACCCAUUACUCAUAUCAGAUUAUGCUGCCAGAAGCUGUUGCAAUAGUUAUGGCACCAACAGACAGUUCAAGAACCCAUGGCAUUUUUCGGUUGACUACUCCUGGUGGCAUGUCGGUCAUUAGACAAUGCCCGCAACGUGGCUUUCAUCCACACAAUCAGCCUCCGGAUGGUGGUCCCAUUUACGAUACAUGUACAGAUGUUUACAUGAACCCAGAUUUAAAAUUUGACGUCAUUGAUCUUCGAUAAUAAAAGUUUGAUGUUUCUCGAUUGAUAAACUAAAAAUCUAGUGAUCGAAAUGUUCAUAUUACCACACUUUUUCAGAUUUAUAGGUUUUACCAUUAAACCAGACAUGGACAUCAUAAUGCAUGUUAUGUCUGGUUGUGUUUGUAAAAAGAUUGCAACUAUUCAGCAAUGGCCUAACCGCAUGGCCAUUAUUCUGUUCUGUAUUGCAUUAGGGAGAUUAGGUCAAAUCCUAAACUUUCUGUGCAGAUAUUUAUGACUGUUACCUUUUUCAUCCAAUAUUAUUUUGGUAUCAAUUUGUAAGUAGCUAGUAGCCCCAAUAUAUGGGUGAGUCAAUAUAGAGCUCCAGCUUUCUAGUGUUGCGGAUGCCUCUCUAUUAAAUUACACUCUUCUUCAGAGAGAUUUCUGAUUAUUAUAUUAUACGCUUU